UGAUAUUCUUAUUCGUGUUUCGUUUUUCGAAGAAAGUUCUGCCAAAAGGCAGGAAGACAGGACGUUUGAAGAUUUCCGUCCGGUGACAAGUAUCGUGUAGAGAGAAGUUAGCUAAGAGCAGAAUUUUGGUAGCUUUACGGUUCAUGAAAAUAAAUUUGACCCGCGAUGUUGUCUCUAUUGCGAACAAAACCCUUAAUGAAGCUUAUAGUUGGUAUAUAAAAUCAGGUAAGUAUAUAAAUGUAUGGGUAACUAAGCAAAGUAAUGUAUAAAUGAGCAAGAACGAAUAAAUAGGAUUAAAAUUAAGUCGGAUUUAACACUGAGUGGGCUACUUACCUAUGAGUUUCUUAUCAACAAGUUAUUUGAACAUCAAAUUGGAAGUGGAAUUCAAAAGAAAACAAUAGCAAUUCAUUCAACUACGGUGUAUUGUUAAAAUAUAUUACCGCAUUCUCCAUGAUGGCCCUAAGACAUUUAACUAAAGAAAAGUCAUGCGCGAGUCAUGGAAUUAUAGCAUUUUAAAGCAUCUAGAUCUUCGUUUUGUCCCUUUAAUACAUAUAAAUGAUCUUGUGGAAGGCCCGAUCCGCAUUUACCCGAAUGCUUCCUUGUUAAGCCAUUUCUUGCCAUGUUCUAUGUUUGUUUAGAGCCAUCCACUCAUUUAAAAAAGCUUUAGAUCGAUUAGCGGACCAUAGAGCAGUUGAGAAAAUGGAAGCUGCAGAGUAUCGCCCAGUCCAAAGUGCCAUCGAUAAGGAAGUUUCGCAAAAACAGCGAUAUGCUCGUUUUCAAGACAGACAGGACAAGAGUGAUAUGCCUACUAACAUGAUGUUAAAAAUAGCUCAUGGGAAAUAUUGGACCUCAUGGCGAGGAAUUCCCGUUCUGAAGGACUGCCUCGACCUUAUAGCAGUCCAGGAGUUGUUUUGGGAGUUAAAGCCUAGAACCGUUAUUGAGCUUGGAGCCUACAAAGGCGGCUCAGCUUUGUGGGCAGCGGACAUGCUGAAAAUGAUAGGUGUCACAUCACGCGUUCUGUCAAUGGAUAUUGAUCUUUCUUUACUGGAUCCAGUCGCUAAAGCAUACCCGGAUGUUACCUUCAUUCAAGGGGAUUCACUUGAGAUUGACAAAUGUUUUCCUCCAGAAUUACUCCAGGAACUUCCUCACCCAUGGUUUAUAACUGAAGAUGCUCAUGUCAACGUCACCGGUGUGCUUGAGUACUUUGAUAAGUUCACGGAGCCUGAUGACUACAUCUGUGUUGAAGACACCAAUCCCAUAGUUCCAAACUCACCUGGUCAGGGGCUCGCCAAGGAGCUUGGGUACACUCCACUGGGUAGUGUGAAGCUUGACGCGGUUAAGCUCUUCAUGAAAGACAAAGGUGAAAGAUACCUCGUGGAUCAGCGAUACGCAGAUUUUUUCGGAUACAACGUUACUUGGAACAUGAACAGUUAUUUGAAACGAGUGUAGAUGUCAGAAACAUCUCAAUCCCAGGUGAACAAUCCUGGAUUCUUAAAAAAAUAAACUUAUUGACAGGGUUCUGCACGAAGGACACAAACAAGGGGUCGUAACAUAAUUUUUCUUGUUUCAAAUACAUAACAUCUUCACCACGCUCAGUGAGCCAUUCUGUUUCUUUACAUGUCAAGCUAGCAGUAGCACAUUUGCCAAUUCUGUUAAAUCAACCAACUGUAGUCUUAAAGUUUAGUGUUGAGUAAAAUAAAAGGUGUAAUCAGA
This is a messenger RNA of Pocillopora damicornis (cauliflower coral), 1713 nucleotides long. RefSeq lists its product as uncharacterized. Gene Ontology annotation, biological process: lipid biosynthetic process; DIM/DIP cell wall layer assembly. Gene Ontology annotation, molecular function: methyltransferase activity. The record is from RefSeq and is a predicted model, not a curated record. Lineage: Eukaryota; Metazoa; Cnidaria; Anthozoa; Scleractinia; Pocilloporidae. Gene Ontology annotation, cellular component: plasma membrane.